AUGAAACACCCGUCGAAUUCUGCCGAAGAAGCCGCCGAGCAUGACUCUUUCUCAGAUGCAGCAGAGAACAUACCCCAGGCCCAGGACUUUAGGAUUGCACAAUGCGACCUAGCUACUGAAAUGCGGAGAUUGACCGAUGCUGUGACGGCUAUGAGAAUGGAUGUGAGCAAGACGUCCACCGACGAAGUUGCAGACGACACACCUGAUUCUGCUGUAGUUGGAGAAAAGGAAGUCGUGGACAGCAAAUCCGACGAAACAGCCGAAGAGCCUGUAGUCGAGCCCACAGUCGAGCCUGGUAUGGACAAGACUGCAAAGGAGCUUUAUCGGAAGGAAAGAUAUCAUGAUUGGGAAGAGCUGGAAGGUGACCUGCCUGAAGAUGAUGAUGAGAAAUACAAAAAAUAUGCCCUUGUUGUUCGACACGAGCGUGAUGCAGACGGUGGAAACGUGCUCCUUCACUCAGUCAAGAUACAAAGUCCCCAUGUCCGUGACUUUCUGACAAAGGUUUUCGAAGGCUAUCGAGGUGUCUACACCAAUAUCAGGAGAUUGACCCUACGACCUCCAUACCACGAGUUCUACUAUCGCUGGGAUAAGUUUCAAGAGUUGCUGGAAGAUAUCAAGGAUGAGUUGGCUAAGGAACAUAUCGAGCUCUUGCACAAAGUCAUUGCACCUGAGAUCAAACCGCACCUCGAAGCCAAGGACGACAUGAUCAAGCAGGGAGUCAUUUCUUACGACUACUUAUGGGCACUCUUUCCACCUGACACAGAAGUCUACGCGCACACAGAAUCAGGAGAACGGCUGUAUAUGGCACGAAGGUGCUGGUAUCGAAAGAAUUUGCGCUCAACCACGUUCAUUGUUGACUGUGAAUAUAUUGAUUACAAUGGCUCCCUUCUUGGUUAUGGCACAGAUCGCCUGGAGAUUGAUCAGUAUGGUGGUCAUACCGAAAUCGCAGAGCUGAAUCCUAUACCUACCUCAUUCGUCUCAAAGAUUGAAGACGUCCGCCGCAAGCUCACAGCGCGCGGAAGGUCUUUUGAGAAGCUGAUUGGAGUGCACUACACAGGGUAUUCGGGGCUGUAUCUUCCACAUAUUCCCCGUGCUUGGUUACAGCCACGAAAGCGUCAUAUUGAGAAUGGUCGCGUCGUCAUAGACGCCAAGCUCUUCCACGAACAAGAUCCCGAUAAGAAGCCGCGGUUGCGACCGUUAGACAGCGACAUCAAGGAGAAGGAGAAGGCUGACGAUGAUUAUGAUUACUAUCAGAAUGUCUACGAUGAAGAGGAGAACUAUGGUCGUCAAGAGGAGGUCAAACCUGGUCGCCUUACCCUGAAAGAGGAAGAGUACUGCUACUGCAGUCCUUUCGUGACUGGAUACAACCUGACCUCCAAGCAAUGGGCAACCUUCGAGGCUGCGCGCGUUAUCGAAGUGCAGUGGAGCCACGACGCCUUCGAGAAGCUUGUCCUGCCCUUUGACUACAAGGAGCUGAUCCUGUCCUUUGCCGAAAGUCAGCUUUCACACAAGGACAACUUUGAUGACAUCAUGGCUGGCAAAGGUCAGGGUUUCAUCACCCUCCUAAGUGGUGAACCCGGAGUUGGAAAGACUUUGACAGCAGAAGCAGUCAGUGAACAGAUGCGGUGCCCUUUGUACGCUAUGAGUGCUGGUGAGCUCGGAAGUGAUGCAGCUGAAGUUGAAGAGAACCUCGAGAAAGUCCUUGAGAUCUGUGCCAAGUGGGGUGCCGUUCUUCUACUGGACGAGUGUGACGUCUUCUUGGAAGAAAGAACACUUUCUGACAUCCACCGCAAUAAGCUUGUGAGUGUCUUUCUCCGACUGCUGGAGUACUUCAAGGGACUGAUGUUCUUGACUACCAAUCGUGUUUCAUCGUUCGACAGUGCUUUCCAGUCGCGCAUUCAUUUGACUAUCAACUAUCCUGCCUUGGAUCAGGCUUCCCGAAGAGCUAUCUGGGAGACCUUUGUGCGUCCAAAUAUCGAGCUUCAGCAUAAGAGCACUGUCACUGCUGUCCAUCUUGACGAGUUAGCUGGAAUGAGACUGAAUGGAAGAGAGAUCAAGAACAUUGUCAAGACGGCAAGAUUGCUAUCGAACAGAAAGAACGUUGGGCUUGGGAUUGAUCAUAUCAGAACUGUCCUACGCAUCAAGCAGGACAGUGUCUCUAAUUCGAUCAUUGCCGAGGACGAUUGA
This is a messenger RNA of Lithohypha guttulata, 2187 nucleotides long. RefSeq lists its product as uncharacterized. NCBI's taxonomy places the organism in Eukaryota, Fungi, Ascomycota, Eurotiomycetes, Chaetothyriales, Trichomeriaceae. The coding region runs from base 1 to 2187 and encodes 728 amino acids. Gene Ontology annotation, molecular function: ATP hydrolysis activity; ATP binding. The record is from RefSeq and is a predicted model, not a curated record. The transcript is spliced from 2 exons.